Prunus armeniaca (apricot) is the source of this 390-nucleotide messenger RNA. NCBI's taxonomy places the organism in Eukaryota, Viridiplantae, Streptophyta, Magnoliopsida, Rosales, Rosaceae. The record is from the annotation of a GenBank genome assembly.
AUGGCCGAGUGGUACAUGAUAUCGUGGAAUGCCGAAGUCUCCAGGGUCUUCUUCCGGAGAUGCUUCGCCUUCUCUUCCGUGAAGCACCCCAGCGCGAAUCUGGACCCGGGUCGGGCAGGGUCGCUCUCAGAAAUUGGAUCGUUGUUGCGGGAGUUUAGCGCCAGAUCAGCGGUGAUGUAUUCUGCCGGGUCCGACGACCAGCCGAAGAGCGGGGUCCACCAGCUAGAGGAAGAGGGCUUGAGGCGAUUCGGGUCGGGUCGCUGGGAUCCGGAGGCGUUGGGACGGAUCGAAACGGGUCUGAAAGACGUGAGAGGAGUUGCCAUGGCGAUGGUAGAUCACAGAUUCACAAUGCAGUGUAUGCAGAAGGAGGAAGACAGAGAAGGGUUUUAG